Cloeon dipterum is the source of this 8662-nucleotide messenger RNA. RefSeq lists its product as uncharacterized. Lineage: Eukaryota; Metazoa; Arthropoda; Insecta; Ephemeroptera; Baetidae. Bases 247 to 7845 code for a protein of 2532 amino acids. Gene Ontology annotation, molecular function: calcium ion binding; protein binding. The record is from RefSeq and is a predicted model, not a curated record. The transcript has 17 exons. Gene Ontology annotation, cellular component: plasma membrane.
AAGGUGUGCACAGUCCGAUUGCACGCGUCCUCCGAGACAGGCGAACGAGUGCGAGACAUGUGGACCAGCUGAAGACCCCUUCGACCCUUGCACGGAGCGCCCCGUUUGUCCAGUGCCAUAGCAGCUCGACAAACCAACGCGACCCGCUGAACCCUCGGCCGACAGGCGUCCGACGUCCCAACCAGAGAUCCAUAGACAGACCGAUUCCCUCGCCCAGACACAGUGCAUGUGUGUGAUUCGGACAAAAUGAGGGAGAAAAACUGCAAAGCGAUUUCGCUCAUUGGAUUAUUAGUGAUAGGAGUGUGUGUCUUCGCCAGUGCGAAUGCUGAAGCCGAUUGUGAGACGGGAUUCGUCGCAUGUAGGUUGGGCGUGCCUGAAUGUGUGAAGUCGACUCAAAUAAAGGACGGAAUCUUUGACUGCAGCGAUGGCAGCGAUGAAGGUUGCAAGGAAGGAAGUUUUGUUUGCAAAAACAAAAAGGAGUGCAUAGACCGCAGUAAAGUGCAAGACGGGGUUCCCGACUGCAAGGAUGGCUCUGACGAAGUUUGCGAGCCACUCCAGCACCGCUGCGUUUGUCCUCCCUUCAGAUGCGUUGAACCUGAAAACGUGAAAGAUGGGAUCAACGAUUGUGAAGAUGGUUCAGAUGAAGUUGAUUUAACGCUUGAUGACUGCAAGAAGAAAGUCAAUGGAAGCACAACGAUCAAAAGACAGAAACGGAGAGCUUCAGAUAUUGGAUUUGUCCCAGAAGAAGCAAGAAUGAAUCUAGCCACACGAGUCAUGAGCAAUGGUGUAGAAGUUAUUGUAGCAGACAGAUUUAGCAAUCAAGGAGAAAAUUUAAGAAUUGCACCAACAUCUGUUAUUGCGACAAUAGCAUCGCCAAGUACAAUUACAGAGGAAAUGCUGAGUAAGAUGCCUGCCGGAGAACAAGCAUUUUUUCUUUCUUCAAUCAGGUCCCAAAGCGCUCAUCUCCUCGUGUUUGAACAACCCACAACGUAUGUCUACGUUAGAAGCAAGGUUAAAAAUGGAAAAACAACUACAAUCACAACCGAAGACCUGAUAAUCAAUACGAUAACCAAGGCCACCCAUGAUAUAUCUGCAACACCAACCAUAAACAAAGUACAGUCAACGGUGUACGAAAACUUUGAAAAUGCAGUUUACGAAACGAAGGCGUUGCCAACAACUUACACAUACUUCAAUACUAUUGUGGAUGAAGAUGUACCAAUCGUCGUGACAUCAAAGCAAACUAUUGCCAACACUGUAACAAAAUUGCUAGACACGACUGAACUUCAGCCAUCUGAGCAAAUGUAUGAUACCAAUACCUAUUUCAGCACACACACUUUUACAAAAACAUUGGAAAACGAUGAUAAAUUGGUAACAACUAAACAAAAAAAUAUUGUUACUCAAGUGAUUGUUACCGAGGCUCCUUAUUUCAUCGCACAGUCAUUUAAAUCACAAAAAGUAAAUCCAACCGCUACAACAGACAUAGUUAAAACAUACUUUGUCACCUACACAUACUUGAACACAUACUUGGAAAAUGGAAGUACCGUGAUCAAAACAAACAUCGCUACCUCUUCAGAUGUAGUUACAGAGAAGUUCUACAGGAAUCAGGUGCGUGCUACUCUCCCAGAAUCUAUCAAAAUUACAGCAGAAAUCGGAAUUGCUCCGUCUGCGACAGUUGUUCCUGAUGCGAUCAAAGUUUAUGCCACCAAAACUUAUCUUACUACUUUCACAUACUUCACAACCUUCUUGGAAGGUGACAAAACUGUCACAAGCUCAAGUUCGAGAGUAACAUAUAGUGUGCAAACCGAACCAAUAACUGCGGGUUUGGAUUCAGCAUACCUCGAUUCAAUCAGAAGCUCUUUUGCAGCUCAGAGCUCAAACAAACCAAUAAUUACAACUGUUAUGCUUGCUGGAGAAGCUCUUGAAAUAACAGCAAUCAAUCCGAACACAGCUAAGCAGACAAUAAUAACUUCCACCACGCCAGUAGAAUCCUCUGUUGAGCAUAUUGUUACUGCUUCCACUUUGAAUUUUAUUGAGGAUGUCAAAAUCAAACCAACAGCUUCGGUUUACGAAAAACUGACGUCAAUCAAGCCCGCUCCAAUACAAAAUACUGAUACCCCAGAAUAUUUACUAAGCAACCUGGAUAAUAUUGCAAGCUCUUCGAAAACCAACCAGCUGUUAUCGACGAUAUCUGUUCCAACUUUGAACAGCGAAGACGAGGCAACAGCUACAGUCAAACCUUCCAAAAAGAGAAAGCCAAAACCAUCAAAGAAGAAACCAUCAAACGAUAAGGAUAAAUUGGAAGAAGAAAACUCUGAUGGUGAAGACUACGACUUUGAACAAGACUUGAAAGUUGCAGCAGCAGAUUUAACAAAUGCAGAGUCUCAAGUUUCUCCAGAUUUUGGAGUAAAUAAUCUUUUGACUAUAGGACAAAAUAGCAUAAAUGCAAUUAAUGCACUGAAGCCCGUUUUCAGCGCUGUGGCUGGUUUGAUUUCAAACAAUUUCGCGAAAAAAGCAGAUACGCCUCCUCCACAAUCGCCACCAAAUCAAUCACCAAAUGUUCACAACAUACAUAAUCAAGGACACCCAUUGUUUAAUGAAUAUGUUCAAGCCAAACACCCAAACAAACCUGCAGUUGCUGCAAAUCCAAUUUAUAUUCCAGUCCGCGGUUUGCCUAAUGUUAACAGUCAUUUGGCCUCAGAGAAGCACAUUCCUGGAACCGCAGAGAGUGUGAGCCCUAAUUUGCCACUAGAAGACAACGACAAAGCUAGUAGUGCUUGGAUUGAUAGUUUGCCAAUUCAAGGGGUUGUGGCUGAAAGAAUACCGUUAAUGGAGCGGCCAGUACAAUCUCAAAUCGUUCUUGGAAAGCAUCAGCAGCCCUUGGAAAGCCCCAUAAUUCAAGAUGGUAUUCCGAUUCAACCUGGCCAAAUUAUAACAGCUAACUCGGAUGUAAUUGUUGGAAGGCCAUCUGUAUUGGGUCAAAGACCACGGUUACCGAUUGCACCACCCAAUCAACACCAACAUCAGCCACCACGUCUCAACAGGCGUCCAAACAGACCAGAAUUGAGCGUUGUUCACAAUGACGCACAGCAAAUUGUUCAUCACAAGCAAGUUAUUCUACCACAACAUUCUCCUGCCAAACAACCUCCUUCAAAUGUUGCCAUUGGAAUGAAGCCACCACCACCUCAAGCUACAUUUCUAGGAAACAAGAAUCGGAUUCGUCCAAAUCAUCCCCCUACACCUGAUCUUCCAUUUGACAGGCCUCAAAUUCUGGUGCACCCAUCGAAUGUAAAAAAUGCAAUUGACAGAGCAACGAUGGGACUAACUCAGGCUCAUAUCGUCCGACCAUCAAGGCCAUUAGUAAUUGACGGAGGACCAACGUACUAUCCUGGAGAUUCUAAUGAACCAAUAAUUAGUGAGCCUAUACCUCUACCAGAGCCUGGAUUUAUUGCUGGAACUAGCAUAGGUCUAGCAGGUCACGACUCUUAUAAUAGCGAUAACGAAGGUCACAUUAUUCGGGGAACAAUCGGCGAACCCCCUGCUAGGCCACAGCAGUUGGGCUUUGACGAGUCUGUAUUGAAUCCUCAGCUCCCUGGCGCCAUUGUUCUUGACAAUCCAGAAACCAUGCCAAUUCUUCAACCUGGAUCAAAGGUUAACGUGCCGGUUACAGUCGGUGGACAUAUUUUUCCGCCUGAUUUCCGGGAUCAAAAACGUCCAGCACCCCCACAAAGGGUUCAUGAUGGAAGACCACCACCAUUCCGUCAACCACAAGAUACAGUAUGGCCUGGUCAAGUGCAGCAUCACAUUCUGGACUCUCGACCGGGACAAAAUAUACAUCACAUUCCGAUCGGUGCUAGGCCUGUGAAAGUUGCUCCAAAUAUUCCCACUCACCAUGGAAUUGGUAUUGAUCACAAACCACAUGAACAAAGGCAACCAGAUCAUAGACAACCGGAUCAUAGGCAACCGGAUCACAGGCAACCGGAUCACAGGCAACCGGACCACAGGCAACCGGACCACAGGCAACCGGAUCACAGGCAACCGGACCACAGGCAACCGGAUCACAGGCAACCGGAUCACAGGCAACCGGAUCACAGGCAACCAGAUCACAGGCAACCGGAGCAUAGACAACCAGAGCACAGACCUCACGGAAAUCAUCACAUUAAACCAAAUUUCAAUGAUCAAACACCGAUUGAUAUGCUUCCUCCACCCGAGCCACCUAGACACUACCCAGAGAAUCCACAAAUUAUUGUUCAUGGUCAAAAUGCAGGCCAAUUGCAAGUGAUAAGCGUAGAACCACACAUACAUACACAGAAACAAAAUGAUCAUCAGACUGAAGAUAUCAUAUUCAACCCGAAUGGCAAUGAUUGGGAUAAUUCGAACGAACCAGUUGGUUCAGAGGGCGAGGAAGAUGGUGAGGUAAUUCAGGAGACGGAAAAUCGGCCAUUGCUUCCUAACGUACUGCCAGCUGACACGAUUUCUAACAAACCAGUGAGGGUUGAAACAAACUCCGAGAGCGUAGGUUUCCCAAGGGAACCGAUAAACAAGAAACCAUUUGAACCAGAAAGUGUACAUAUAGAAACAGUACGACCCGGCAUUGUUGAUGACGUUAUUAACACAGGCCCUAACUACAACAUAGGUCAUAAUAUUGACUCAGUUAUCAAGACUAGAAGCACGCCUAGGCCAUUUAUCUUUGGCAAUAGAAUGCCUUCAACUGAAAUGAAACCACCAGCACCAACAGAAAACGCAGAUGUUCAUGCUGUGCAAAACAAUAUUGACAAAAAGAGACCAAUAAUUACUGGAAAUUCGCAAAACCCUCGAUUCCCAGUUGUUGAUACAAAACUGCAAGAUAAUCAGAACAAGCACCCAUACGAGUACGAGCGGCCAGGAAUAUUCCAACCUCAUUUGCCUCCAUCGUCUGCAAGACCUCCGUCUUCAACUUCAAGACCAAAUGAUGUCGCGAGUCCACCAUUAACUUCAGCCAAUCCACCCUCAUCAUCUCCUAGACCUGUGCAUUCAUCUAAGAGACCACCUGCUUUCUCUGUUAGACCAAUUAUACCAAAUGUACCUUCAACAUCAUUGCGACCACCGUUUAUCAAGGACAGUGUUUCAAGUGGAUCAUCUCUCGCAGUUCCACCAAUUCAAUCAUUCGAAAAUUUGACUGAAACCAGAAUACCACCAAGGCAGCGCCCACCACCACCUGGUAGGCCAAUUGCGACAAGACCUACCAGAUUGCCCACGAGGCCAAUUCCUGAAGAAAUCCUUCAGCCUCCUGCUCCACCUGCGUACACAUCAGAAAUUGAGUCUUCCAUUAUUGAACCUGAAGUUGUCAUUACAACAGUUACAACUGAGAGCCAAGAAUACUCUGAUGACUAUGACGAAGAGAGUAUUUUCAUUAACCCGACGAAAACGGUGACAGUUUUUGAAACUAUUACUUCGACCAGACCUCAGAGAGUUAGAACUUCAGUCAGAACCAAGAUUCGCCCAACUAGUGUUGACCUUUUGCCAAGCACCACUAUCAACCAGUUUGAAGAACACAAAAAUACAGUUACAGAAACGGCAACAAAUAUUCUUGCUGCAGGAAUAUUCAACAACAGACCAAGAGUUUCAAGUAAGCCAUACUCCAACAUUGUACGCAACACUUCAGAUCGCAUAGUCAUCAAACCAGUCACUUCAGUUAUCACAAUGCCCUCAAAGCCAUCCACUAGAUAUAUUACUCAAACAGAAACUCUGACGAUUACUGCGACAGAAACAACUGUCAUCAGCAGCAGAGGUCAGCCAUACACCAGGACCGUAAUUGUCACUCAAACUGAGGCUCCAAGAACUGUCGUCUCAACAAUCGUGGGUACCAUAACUGAAAUUCAUACGAUUGAUCCCAGCACAUACACAACAACCAUCUCAGCAACUAUUGCUACAAAGCAUGUAGAAGUUACAACGACAGUAUACCAACCACCUUACGACAGCUACCCGUCCUUCACUAUUAGACCUAUUGGUGAUGUUGCUCCAAUUCCAACCCAUGUUGACGAUGAUGAAGCUGUUCUAACAAUUGACGAAGGUGACAAUGAAGUAAAUAAGGCUGUCGCACCUGUGGUCGUGGACUCCGAUUUUAUUGACAAAGAAUCGAAGGCAUGCGAACCAGAAUGCAAGGUCACUAAGAAUGAAAUGUGCAAGGUGUAUGACGGGGCACAUAGAUGUGUAUGCAGACCAGGAUUUGCCAGAACCUUCUUCGAUCGGCCUUGCACUCCCACAUACACUUACCAGAUGAAAAUGCUACUGGACAACAUUCAAGGAAGGCAAAUUUCAUUCAAGCCAUCAUUGGAGGAUGAGGAGAGCAAUGAUUUUAAAAUCCUGUCAAAUGACGCUAAGGAUGGUGUUCGUCGUACAGCUAUGCGCUCUGAUUUGAGAGAUAUUUUCCAAGGAACCACAGUCACAGGUUUUGAGCCUGCUAAUGUUGACAGUGAAGCUGACGGAGUGAUGGUCAAGUUCUACGUUCAGCUCUCCGAAAAUAUCGACGAGGCAGAGCUCGAAGACAAAUUUAAGCAGUCUUUGCGAAACACGAACUUCAGCUUGGGUGGAACAGAAAUGUUCGCUGCAAGAGAAACUAGAUUGGCCACGUCUGAUUUCGACGAGUGCAGCAGCGACCAGUUUAACGACUGCUCCAAGGACGCCGAGUGCUUCAAUUUCAAGGGCACCUACACUUGCAGCUGCAAGGAAGGAUUUACUGAUUUGUCUCCGAGCACUAAGUACCCUGGUCGCGAGUGCACGUCAGAUUUGCUUGGAUGCACCAAAUGCAACUACCAUGGCACAUGUUUGCCUUCAAGACCUGGUGAUAGCAGAGUGUAUUGCGACUGCUUCCACUGGUACGCAGGAGACACAUGUUUCAUUAACCUAAAGGUUUUGCUCAUCGCUUUGUUGACUCUCGGCGCGGUGAUGCUCCUCGUUUUGGUCAUGUGCUCAGUGCUAACUUGCAUGAGGAAAAAACAGCCGCAAGCUCCUGGUAACCAAAGAGCUUCUGGUUUCAUGCGGUACAGAGGCAAUGCUGGACAAAUGAGAGGCACUCUUGAUAAAACAGCUAUGAUUCAAGACACAAGCAGUGAGAGCAGCGUUGAUGGGAAUGCCAUGCAAUACGUGGCCAACUCAAUGCGUCCUUCGGGAUCAAGAGGUCCGAAGGGCGAGGCUGGCGUGCCGCCCAGCGAGGGCAGUUACGUGAUGGAAAAAGACCGUUCGCUGACAGUGAUGAUUCCACGCGCCAAAUACCGGCCCGUGCAGUCUACGUCGGUGCUGUCAACGUUCGCGCCUCCAGCGGCUGGCGCCAGCGAGCAAAAGCUCCUCAACUACCUCGAGGGUGGCUCGCAGGAGAAGAAGCAGCGCAAGGGCAGCGGCUCGACGGAGCGGUCACGCAAGCAGUCGGCCGGCGCUUUGGUGUCAGCCGGCUUCGAAGUGUCGGCGCACGUGAGCCGCCAGAACGACCAAAUGACCCUAGUCAGCCAGCGCUCGGGUCGCACCACCCUGCGCACCGCCAACAGUGAUAUCGAGAUGGUCGCACACCGUUCCGAUCAGAUGGCGGCAGUGGUUGCCGACUACAGGCGUACAACCGCCCCCACCCCACCCCCAAUGCCCCCAGUGACUAUGUCCGAGGCCCGCUCGUACGACGAAACGCUCGUUCAGCCGGCCAUGCGCAGCAGACACGGCUGCAGUACCUACGGCUCAAAGCCUGGCUCGUCCAGACACGACGAGGGUCAAACAAUGGCAGAAAGAGACAUUGGUUCCACUUUCAUGAUGCCCCAGUCACACCUUUACAAACCCGCUAGGAGAGAUGGAAGCGAAGCCUCCAACUUUGACUCACUAUAAACCUAAUAAAAUUUAAGGACCUGAAGAAGUAGUCAAAAGAGCAGCUGUUUGCGCGAGGACUGAACAACGACACUACUGAAGACUGUGACCUCGUCCGCCGCCUUCUUCAAUCAAUCAAUCAAUCACAUACACACACAGUUAAAUUAUUUGCUCAGGAACACUGCGAAGACAGUAUCAAACGUAUUGCAGCCCAAGUGCGCGAAAAGGGACGCAGAAGUGUGCAAUCAGAAAGUGUGCUCAUAUAUAAUAAUUUAUGAUUUGACGAUACUUAAUAAUUAUUGUUAAAAAUCAAUCAACGUUGCCAAUGGAGGGCGUGCCGAGUUAAUUCCUAGCACGUUUCUCACCCACGUGUGUUAAGUCCAUAUUAUUAUCUUGAUUUUAAUCCAGAAUGAUGUGUAGAUAAUUUUAACUGUAGUAUCAUUCACGAAUUAACUCGAAAUUUUAGGGCAAUUACGAAGGCGAAUUCUCCUAAAAUUUUGACUGUAAUUAGUUUUUUAACUACAACAAAGAGCGUCAAGCGCUCUUUCGUAUCCCUUCCACGUGUUUGAUACGCACGAGAUGACCACAGGUAUUUAUUGAGAGCCGAGACACAAACUGCUCUCUUUAAUUCCAAUUUAUGUUAAUUGGUCUGUGAAACUGAUUUGAUGCAGAGAAAAUGUGUUAUAAUUUAGAAAACAUGUACGCAUCUACCUAUUAUGGAUUCUGCAUUUUAUAUAUGGAGUCUGAUAACGCCAAUAUAAAUAGAAAUUAAUAACAUUUUGCAUGUAAGCGAGACAAAUAAAAGUAUUAAUAAAACUAUAUGGUUGUUAAAAUACAA